UUUAAUGGAUAGUGAAAUAGUAUUUUCUCAGAGCAUUGUGCCAAAAUGCAUAAGGGAUUAAGACACUCAAAUGUGUCACUACUAGAUGUCUUCACUUCAAGUGGAUUAUAGCCUAAUCAGCAAAAUUAUUAUAUUUCUCACAUCUGGAAGUUCUUAUAAGCAUAGAUAGUUCUUCUCUCAGGUGCCGUAACUCCGACCCAUCUAUUGCUCCUGUGUUGCUUCUGUGGUCAAAAGAGGAGUAGGAAACCCAACUGACUUCAAUAAACGUCCGUCUUAAAUGUAAACCUAAAUGAAUACCCAAGAAGUCACACUUUUAAACCUCGCCAAAUUGCCUAUAAUAGCCAAAUAAUUCGGACUACUGGCUGUAGCGUCGUGGAGGUAGCGGCUCCACCCGAGGGAUGGUACUGGAUUCCCGGGGUUUGGGAGCGACGCCUCGGCUCCUGGUUCUGGAACGGUGUUGGUGGAACUAUUGGAACUUUCUCUCGUUCUGGAGCCCAACGGACGUGAAAGGAGAUGAGAGCCGCUUUUCUGAGCUUCCUCCUCGCCUGCUUAUUGUGCCUGUUACGCACCACCGCUGAGGAGGCCCAGCUCCCCCGGGAGCUGUUGGAGCGGCUGUCCCGCAGUGAGAUCCGCAGCAUCAGCGACCUCCAGCGGCUCCUGGAGCUAGACUCCGUAGAGAAUGAGGUGUUGGGGGAGAACGAACAGAGGUACCACAACAAGGCCUUCUCCUACAGCUACUCACAGACACACUCCAGACACAAGAGGAGUAUCGAGGAGGCGUUACCCGCGGUGUGUAAGACUCGUACAGUGAUCUACGAGAUCCCUCGGAGCCACGUGGAUCACACCUCCGCUAACUUCAUCAUCUGGCCUCCCUGUGUAGAGGUGAAGAGAUGUACCGGAUGCUGCAACACCAGCAACAUGCACUGCCUGCCCUCCCGCAAGCACCAUCGCACUGUCAAGGUGGCUAAGGUGGAGUACGUGAGGAGGCGUCCUAAACUAAAGGAGGUGCUGGUGCGGCUGGAGGAGCACCUUGAGUGUAUAUGCUCCUCCAAACGACACAUCAAGGAACUCUACGAUACAGACAAUGGCGUAAGGUGAAGAAAGAUGGAUGGAAGAGAGAAGAGUGGAAGAGGGAAGAGAACGUCUUUUCAACAGAAACUUUCACGUUUCUCAGACUGCGAUAUGAACUUCAGCCACGUUGUGCGUCAUGGCAUUGAGUUGAACAAGAGAAGUAGGCAGAGGACAGAGAACAUAUUGUAUAUAUGUUAUAUUCUAUAUCUUCCCACAAGACAAAACAUUGCCAGAAUCUUGAAUGAUGCUUGUGGAAGAUGCAAAUAAGAACUUCGGGAUUAGGAGUGGGUGUGGCUUCGAUUUGAUAAUUGACAGGUGUCAAAUUACGUGACUACGCUAACUGGCAGAAGAAGAGAGGUAGAUUAUUGGAUACUGGAGGACUAUGGGAGUUAUAGUCUUUAUAUAAAGGACUUCUGACUACAAGACUACUCCCAUGAUUUUGGAUUAAAGCGGUUUGGAAUCCUUCCAAUCAUUCCGGAUGCUUCCAGAAUUUUCCAUCGGAUUCCGAGGACAAUGACUGGGAUUAUGUUUUGUACUACAAGAUUCCAAGAUGUACUCUCCUUCUCGUUCUCAAAUGAAAAGCACCUAAAUUAUGUAUAUCCUCUUAUUUUUGUAACCCUCGAUUUCUAUUACUGACUGACUUCCUGAUUAGUUUCUGGUAUGUUAUUCACAUAAAGGAAGGUUUAAAACAUCUGCUACAUCAAUUACACAUUACUAAUAAA
Molecule: messenger RNA, 1793 nt
Organism: Coregonus clupeaformis (lake whitefish)
Lineage: Eukaryota; Metazoa; Chordata; Actinopteri; Salmoniformes; Salmonidae
Product: platelet-derived growth factor subunit A
Exons: 6
Coding region: 514-1098 (194 amino acids)
Biological process (GO): positive regulation of cell population proliferation; positive regulation of phosphatidylinositol 3-kinase/protein kinase B signal transduction; positive regulation of protein autophosphorylation
Cellular component (GO): membrane
Molecular function (GO): platelet-derived growth factor receptor binding; growth factor activity
Source: RefSeq, a predicted model, not a curated record